UUGUCUGGCUUAAUUCCACCUCGAACCACACAACAGUCCACUGAUCUCCAGAAGGAAUUUUCUGACUUAAUUCCACCUUUAACCACUCAACACUUCGCUGAUCUCCAGAAGGAAUUGUCUGACUUCAUUCCAUCUCGAACCACACAACACUCCGCUGAUCUCCAGAAGGAAUUGUCUGACUUAAUUCCACCUCGAACCACACAACACUCCGCUGAUCUCCAGAAGGAAUUAUCUGACUUAAUUCCACCUCGAACCACACAACGCUCCGCUGAUCUCCAGAAGGAAUUGACUGACUUAAUUCCACCUCGAACCACACAACGCUCCGCCGAACUCCAGAAGGAAUUGUCUGACUUAAUUCCACCUCGAACCACACAACACUCCGCUGAUCUCCAGAAGGAAUUGUCUGACUUAAUUGCACCUGGAACCACACAACACUCCGCUGAUCUCCGGAAGGAAUUAUCUGACUUAAUUCUACCUCGAACCACACAACGCUCGGCUGAUCUCCAGAAGGAAUUGUCUGACUUAAUUCCACCUCGAACCACACAACACUCCGCUGACCUCCAGAAGGAAUUGUCUGACUUAAUUCCACCUCGAACCACACAACACUCCACUGAUCUCCAGAAGGAAUUGUCUUACUUAAUUCGACCUCGAACCACACACCACUCCGCUGAUCUCCAGAAGGAAUUGUCUGACUUAAUUCCACCUCGAACCACACAACACUCCACUGAUCCGUGGCAGUCUUAA
Messenger RNA from Parnassius apollo (apollo), 744 nucleotides. The record is from the annotation of a GenBank genome assembly. NCBI's taxonomy places the organism in Eukaryota, Metazoa, Arthropoda, Insecta, Lepidoptera, Papilionidae.